AUACCAAAAUCAUUAUCCUUUGUCCCCAAUUUUAUAAAAUUGAAAGUAUAAAUUACUUUAAAAACGUGUUGUAAGAGUUAUAAUAACCUGUGGAUAACCGAGAAAACACGGGGACUAGGAGCACUGGACCCUCUACGAGUGAAGUGAGAUGAUGGUUCAUUUCAGAACAGACUGACAACAGACAAAAUCAACAUUAAAACAUCUGAAAUAAAUUCCGGAACCCGGAUACGCAUAGAAAGCUAAACAAAAGUCGAGAAUAUUCCAAUAAAAACCGAUUGUUGUAUGUGUAAAUCAAUAAUCGGAAUGGUUCACUGAAAACAUCAACAAUGGCCAGAGAUGAAAUUGAAAAUGAAUGAUUGCCCAUUACGUAUCCAAUUAAAUAAAUAACGGAUCCAAUAGAAAGUCAUGGUCCAUAAUUUAGUUACUUGAGAUGUGCAAUGACACGGUAUAAGGUAAAGAGUGGUUUAAAUUAGUUUACUAAACCAAUUCAGUCCGUACAGUUGUAUUAAUCAUAAUGGAUAACAACAACGAGCAAACUGGUUACAAGAUAGAAAGAAAACCUGAUUGGUACUUCGGAGGACUCGCGGGCGCCGGAGCGUCGAUGUUUACCCAUCCUCUGGACCUGAUCAAGGUGCACAUGCAGACGAGAAAGGAUAAACGUGUCUCUACCUUAGACGUUGCUAAGGAGGUAGUUGCCAAAGAAGGUUCUUUGGGCCUCUACAAUGGCUUAUCGGCGUCAGUCUUACGUCAAUUGACAUACUCAACUGCAAGGUUUGGUGUGUACGAGUACAUGAAAACGCAGCUUGCUUCCGGUCCCAAUGUCACGUUACUACAGUCAUUAGGAAUGGCAGGUGUAGCUGGAGUCGCUGGUUCAAUUGUGGGCAACCCAGCGGAUCUCAUAAACGUACGAAUGCAAAAUGAUAUAAAACUUCCUAAGGAACAGAGAAGAGCUUAUAGACACGCUUUCCAUGGUCUGUACUCAGUCGCAUCGAAGGAGGGUGUUACGACUUUGUGGACAGGAACGGCAGUAAACGCAAUGCGCUCAGCUCCCAUGAACAUAGGACAAAUCACUUUCUACGCUCAAUGUAAAAAACUGAUGCUUAGCACGGGCUAUUUUGGGGACAAUGUAGUAACCCAUAUCUUGAGCAGUAUAACCGCAGCUGUUGUAGCUACAGCAUUAACUCUUCCUAUAGACGUGGUAAAAACUAGGACAAUGAAUGCGAAGCCAGGGGAACCUACUGGGAUUGCUACACUAGUAGCCAAAACUGCAAGCGAAGGUCCUUUGGCUUUCUUUAAAGGAUUUAUGCCAUCUUUAAUAAGAAUGAUACCACAAACCGUUCUAACAUUUGUAUUCUUUGAACAAUUAACAAAAUACUUUGGUGUGAUUGUACGAACUCCAGUUAAAUAA
This is a messenger RNA of Hyposmocoma kahamanoa, 1408 nucleotides long. It is a transcript of the gene Dic1, whose product is annotated as mitochondrial dicarboxylate carrier. Bases 515 to 1408 code for a protein of 297 amino acids. Gene Ontology annotation, molecular function: thiosulfate transmembrane transporter activity; antiporter activity; sulfate transmembrane transporter activity. Gene Ontology annotation, biological process: malate transmembrane transport; succinate transmembrane transport; phosphate ion transmembrane transport. The transcript is spliced from 6 exons. Lineage: Eukaryota; Metazoa; Arthropoda; Insecta; Lepidoptera; Cosmopterigidae. The record is from RefSeq and is a predicted model, not a curated record.